AUGAAAAUGAAUAGAAGGGUAUUUAGUUUAGUUUGUACCGUCUUUUAUGCCCUUUUGUCUGCAUCAAUACAUUUCUCGGAACAGAAAGUAAGUUUCCAAACAAAGCAUAAACUAAUAUAUGGAAAAUUAUAUAAUAGUGGUUAUUUACAUGUUGUGACGUAUAUAUUAACGGGUAAGGAAAAGAAUGGUAUAGAAUCUAAAUGUGAAACCCAAUUAAAUAAUAACAAUAAUAACAAUCUUAAAAAUGAUGAAGACAAAAAAAAUAAAAAUCGAAAAAUAGCAAUAUAUUACGAUGAAAAAACGAACCUUUGGGGUUAUUGCUGUUGUGGUUUGUGGUAUUUAUUUGAUUGA
Molecule: messenger RNA, 351 nt
Organism: Plasmodium vinckei vinckei
Lineage: Eukaryota; Apicomplexa; Aconoidasida; Haemosporida; Plasmodiidae
Product: fam-c protein
Exons: 2
Coding region: 1-351 (116 amino acids)
Source: RefSeq, a predicted model, not a curated record